Molecule: messenger RNA, 3160 nt
Organism: Stegostoma tigrinum
Lineage: Eukaryota; Metazoa; Chordata; Chondrichthyes; Orectolobiformes; Stegostomatidae
Product: protein phosphatase inhibitor 2-like
Exons: 11
Coding region: 2554-3060 (168 amino acids)
Biological process (GO): regulation of signal transduction
Molecular function (GO): protein phosphatase inhibitor activity
Source: RefSeq, a predicted model, not a curated record
AGUUUCUCUCUUUCUCGGUAGCAGCAAGAUGGCGGAGGAUGUCGUGGAGCAUCCUUUCUGUAUCCAUCGGCAUCCUCCAUCGUGGAGCCUCGGACAAAUUCGCCGAUGGCUGGAUGUGAUUGCUGCGGCUCCUUCGAGUAAACCUUCGCCAAGAUGUAAUUAAACGAGGUUGGAAUCUGAAACUGUGGUGUAAAUGUGAGCACUUGCCUGAUACCAUCACAGGCUGGAAUCUGAGAGUGAGCUGUGAAAAUGUUCUGUUAGCCUGGCGGCAUCAGUGUUGCAGUUUGGAAUCUCAUGAAAUGUGAAAGCGAUUUCUUGUCUGGCACCGUUGCAGAUUUUCCAGUCUUUGACUGGUGAUACCAGGGCCUGAUAUUCUUAGAAUCACUACAGUGCAAACAGGCCAUUCUGCCCAACAAGUCCACACCAGCCAUGUGCCCAGUAACCUACCCCCAUAAUUCUCCAUUUCCCAUGGAUAACCCACCCAACUUGAACAUUCCUGAACACUAUCUGGCCAGUUUUAACACAGCCAAUCCAGCUAACCUAUAUGUCUCUCGACUGAGGGGAAUCCAGAGGAAAUCUGUGCAGAUGUCGGGAGAAUGUGCAAGCUCCACACACAGUCGAACACUCCCAAAUAAAUUUGGACUCUUAGAUGAAACUCUUGUUGUGGCAUUUUUCAAUAUGUUGAAUUGCCUGUUGAUUAAAAUCAUUGACAGUUCUGUGUUUUGAAUGAGAAACUUCCUUCAGAAUGGUGGGUUUCUGACUGGUAUUUCUCUCCGUCCUUCUACCCAGCCUGGCUCAAUCUUGUUGGCAUUUCAAUCGGUGUUAAUGGCCACCAUCUUGAUUGUGAUCAGUAUUUAUCCCACAAGUAGAAGAAAUGCUCUGGCUGUGAUCUUGCUGACUCUGGUUAUACAGCCUUUAUUUUAUAAUGUUAUGCUACCGAAGGAUGUUCAGUUACAUUUCCUGUGAAUGUCUCCAGAUUGCAACUGGAGAGUACAGUAAACAUUAAUUGGUUAGUCUACUUUAAGUCUUCAAAUGGUCUAAAGGUUUAAAAGACAACCUACAUUUUUAAAAAUUGACUCUGCUGGUUGAGGAAAUAGUUAUACUGCACAAAUGGCUGGUUCAAUCCAACUUGUCUGUAUCAACCAAGUAUCCUAAAUUGAUCUAGCCCCAAUUCCAUAUCCCUCUAAACUCGUCCUAUUUGUGUAAUCUUGAGAUAGUGCGCCGGAGGAACACAGCAGGCCAAGCCAAGGGUCCAGACCCAAAACGUCAGCUUUCCUGCUCCUCUAAUGUUACUUGGCCUGCUGUGUUCACCCAGCUCCUACACCUUGUUAUCUCAAGGUUCUCCAAUGUUGGCACUUCCCAUUAUCACUUGAAAACAUUGUUGUCUAGUAUUUUCUUUGUAAUCACUCAUUAAUUUUGAAUACACUACCCAGUGUGACAAUGCCAUAAAUUGGUGAGUGCUCACCAAUAUGCUUUUGUUCAGACAGUGUGGAAGAUUGAUUGAUUUAGAUUCCCUACAGUGUGGAAAUAGGCCCUUUGGCCCAACAAGUGCAUAUUGCCCUUUGAAGCAUCCCACCCAGGCCCCUUCCCCCAUAACCAACACACCCCUGAACACUGCAGGCAAUUUAGCAUACCUUUGGACUGUGGGAGACACACGGAGGAUGUGCAAACUCGACACAGUCAGUCACCUGAAGCUGAAGUGCUAACCACUGUGCUGCCCCAAAAGUUAAUUAGAAAAUGAUUUUGCCAAGAUGCUGGGAUCUUUUCCCCCUGUGACACCUUGACACAUCAGAAGAGUCCAUGGCCUAGUAUGGGAGAGGUUAGACUAGAAUUUCCUGAAACUGUAACAAGGUUUUCCAAAGUGGUAGGAGGCUGGACCCCCACUUGGGAUGGCUUGCUGAAAUUGUGGAAUAACUGCAUUCUUCUUCAGCAGGCCCUGCCUUCCCAAUUUCAGAAUCCUCUUAGAGGGGGCCAUUAAAAUCUUCAAGCUUCCUAGUGGGAAGAAGCAAGGGAUGUUUGAGGGCAGACGGUUCUCAAAGUAUGUCUGACUCCCACGUGAUUCAGUUUUUUUUCACCAGUCUUUCUGGAGUUGAGAGGAACGAUGCCCUUAAAUGGGGAACCUUUUACAACAAGUAAGUUUGCUAUCUCCUGAGGGAGUGGUUCAUUCUGUCAGGCAAAAGCCUGUUCUGGGGUAGCUGUCCCUUUAAACUUUUGUUGCCAUUGUUGGCCCAGCUCAUGCCAGAAAGACAUCACAAUAGAGUUGACUCUGCCCACUAUGAUGUGUAGGAAGGGGUGCGGUCAUGGUGUGGGCCACGCCCACCCACCUCCUUGCAUGGGGGUCUUUGAGACCUCAGCAGUGGCGCAAAAGUGGGGGUCAUGAGUGACCCUGAGAAGCCCAUGGAAGCCUCUCAGACCCUGGGGAAGGACCUAAGCCUAUACCCCUGAAAUCCUCUCACCCAGAGAGACACCCCUCUCCCACUACCCUAUUCCCCCCCCCCCCCCCCCAGCUCAGUCCCCACCCUUCCCCUGCACCCACCGCCCAAGACACAGACAAUGGACCGUGGCAAACCGGUAAAAGGCAUCCUUAAGAAGACCAGCAGCUCCAACCUUGCCAAGGGCCGAAAGUUUUCUGAAGAGGACAGUCAAAAGAAAUCUCAGUCCUGGGAUGAAAUGAACAUAUUGUCCACAUACAAACCUCCAGGAAAGGACUAUGGGCUCAUGAGUAUUAAUGAACCUAAAACUCCUUACAGAGUUAAGGCUACAAUAACCACCAAAUACGAUAUCGAUGCUGAAGCGGGGAGCAGCUCCAAUCCUGCUUUUUCCAUGGAGGAGCUAGCAGCAAGGAUGAGCAAUCUGAAUAAAACCAGAAAAGGCAAAAAACAGACAGCAAAGGUUAAAGCACAAGAUUCUGAUGAGGAAGAUAUUCCACUCGUUGACCGAGAGAAGAGACACCAGUUUGAGAUGAAACGGAAGCAGAUUUAUGAUGAAGGGCAAAAUAUCCAGCGGGCCCGUGAACUUAUAGCUCGUGAAGAGGUGGAUGACCAUGACGAUUCCGAUUAAUCCUUCCAAGAUCCCAGCCCAGAGAGCUGCAAAUUGCUAGCUUCCCAAGAAUUGCUGCCUAGGAAUUGCAAUGUCUGCACAAAGUAACUGCUUCCUGGAC